UGCAGAGAGCCCUCCAGUCCGCAGCCCCCUUCGUCUGGGCCCGCCUCUCGCAACGAGAUCGCGGGGAGGGGCCGAGGCGAAACCCGAGCCCAACGCCCACCACCCUGCCUGGCUACGUGGCUCGGCGGCCCCGGCCUCCCCCGCCAGCGCCGCGGCCAAUGGGCGCGUGAGUGGGGCGGCCCGAGCCUCUCCGCGCCAGCCGGGCGCGCCCCUUGCUGGGGAGGGAACAGCAGCGGUGGUGCCGCGAACCCCUACUGCCCCGCCACCUUCCUCUGCUCGCGACCAUGGCGCGCGGUGGCCGCCUGGGACUCGCCCUGGGGCUGCUGCUGGCGCUGGCGCUGACGCUGCGGGCCAAGCCCACGGUGCGCAAGGAGCGCGUGGUGCGGCCCGACUCGGAGCUGGGCGAGCGGCCGGCCGAGGACAACCAGAGCUUCCAGUACGAUCACGAGGCCUUCCUGGGCAAAGAGGACUCCAAGACCUUCGAUCAGCUCAGCCCGGAGGAGAGCAAGGAGAGGCUGGGGAAAAUCGUUGAUCGAAUUGACAGUGAUGGAGAUGGCUUAGUCACCACUGAGGAGCUGAAAGUUUGGAUCAAACGGGUACAGAAAAGAUACAUCUAUGAUAAUGUCGCUAAAGUCUGGAAGGAUUAUGAUAGGGACAAAGACGAAAAGAUCUCCUGGGAAGAAUACAAGCAGGCUACCUAUGGCUACUACCUAGGAAACCCCGCUGAGUUCCAGGACAGCUCUGACCACCUCACCUUCAAAAAGAUGCUGCCCCGGGACGAGAGAAGGUUUAAGGCCUCAGACCUCGAUGGCGACCUAACAGCCACGCGGGAGGAGUUCACUGCCUUUCUGCACCCAGAGGAGUUUGAACAUAUGAAGGAAAUUGUAGUUUUGGAAACGCUGGAGGACAUUGACAAGAACGGGGAUGGUUUUGUGGACCAGGACGAGUACAUUGCGGAUAUGUUUUCCCACGAGGACAACGGCCCUGAGCCAGACUGGGUUUUGUCGGAACGGGAGCAGUUCAAUGACUUCCGUGACCUGAACAAGGAUGGGAAGCUGGACAAGGACGAGAUUCGCCACUGGAUCCUCCCGCAGGACUACGACCACGCGCAAGCCGAGGCCCGGCACCUGGUUUACGAGUCGGACAAAAACAAGGAUGAGAAGCUAACCAAGGAGGAGAUUCUAGACAACUGGAACAUGUUUGUGGGAAGCCAAGCGACCAAUUACGGGGAAGACCUCACAAAAAAUCACGAUGAACUUUGAAAGGCGCUCAUCCUGACGUGGCCGACCGUCAGGGGCAUUCUUCAGGUGUUGGGGUGGUGGCUGCAGUUGUCCGGUGUACAGCAGUUGUGUCCCAAAACAAUGAGAUUACACCUCAGAUUGGGGUAAAUGUUAGUUUUCAUUCCAUAUUUACUGGAAAAUAGCCAUCGCUGUUUAUUCCAGUAGGCUCUUCCCUGAAGCACAUGAAAAUCUUGGCAACUGCAGUUCUCUGAGGGGAUACAUUGCUACGACAUGACUUCCUAGUUUGUGCUACCCCCACCUCAGUUUAAAGGAACGGGGACGGGAAUGUGAAAGGUUCUGUUACUGGGGUGGAGAACACACUGUACAGACUGUGUACUGACUGCUGUGUAUUCGGACGAUUAGAUUUGGGGCCUUUUAGCUGCCGCUGUUAAACAGUGGCGAAGGAAAAUGCUGAAGGAGUACACGUUGUGUUGCCCUGGGUCGGCUAACCUUGGAGCAAGCAUGGUAUUUCAAAGCCUUUCUUUCUAUCUUGAGCUGUUACUGUAAAUGGCAUAUAAACUUUUGUGUGUUUUCUGUAUGGGCCUGCUAGUGUGCACAGUGGCCCCACAUCUUUGGUGUGUUUGUUUUUAUACUAAGAAGCAAUCAAAAAAGAUAAUGUGAACAAGACAGGAAUUGAGAGACGGGGAAAAGAUGAAUGCCAGGAGUUUGAAAAACUGUAUGACCGUAGUCAACACUUUAAAUAUACUUGAGAAAUUGUUUUCCAUGUUAACAA
Microtus ochrogaster (prairie vole) is the source of this 2013-nucleotide messenger RNA. It is a transcript of the gene Rcn1, whose product is annotated as reticulocalbin 1. The record is from RefSeq and is a predicted model, not a curated record. Gene Ontology annotation, cellular component: endoplasmic reticulum. Gene Ontology annotation, molecular function: calcium ion binding. NCBI's taxonomy places the organism in Eukaryota, Metazoa, Chordata, Mammalia, Rodentia, Cricetidae.